Alligator mississippiensis (American alligator) is the source of this 8413-nucleotide messenger RNA. RefSeq names its product regulation of nuclear pre-mRNA domain containing 2 (gene RPRD2). The coding region runs from base 304 to 4716 and encodes 1470 amino acids. NCBI's taxonomy places the organism in Eukaryota, Metazoa, Chordata, Crocodylia, Alligatoridae. Gene Ontology annotation, cellular component: RNA polymerase II, holoenzyme. Gene Ontology annotation, molecular function: RNA polymerase II C-terminal domain binding. Gene Ontology annotation, biological process: mRNA 3'-end processing. The record is from RefSeq and is a predicted model, not a curated record. The transcript has 11 exons.
CGCCCGUGGCGGUGUGUGAGAGAACCUCGUACAAAAUGGCGGCGGGUGGGCGGGCUCCGGGCCCGGUGGGGGAUGGCGAAUAACCAGCCCCUGGCAGAGCCCUGCUCCGCGCCGCUGAGGCGGGCCCCGCGACCCCCCGCACUCCCCUCCCGCAGCGAGGGGCACUGAUAAAGCCCCGGAGCGGGGCGGCGCCGCCGCCGCUGAAUCGCCCUCUACCCGCACCCCCGCGCGAGGCCGCCUGGGCCCCAGCUGGCGCGCGGGGCAGGGGCGGGGGCAGGGCGGCGCCGGGGCGGGCGGCCCCGCAUGCCCUCGGGGGGAGGGGAGCGCGGGCCCGGGGAUCAGGGCGGGAAGAUGGCGGCCGGCGGCGGCGGCAGCAGCGGCAAGGCCUCGGCCGCCGCCUCGUCCUCGGCCGGCGGCCUGGAGGCCUCGCUGGACCGCAAGCUGCAGGCGGUGACCAACACCAUGGAGUCCAUCCAGGGGCUGUCGUCCUGGUGCCUGGAGAACAAGCGGCACCACAGCACCAUCGUCUACCACUGGAUGAAGUGGCUGCGCCGAUCUGCUUUUCCUCAUCGAUUGAAUCUCUUUUACCUGGCCAAUGAUGUCAUACAGAACUGUAAAAGAAAAAAUGCAAUUGUAUUUCGAGAUACUUUUGCAGAAGUGCUUCCUGAAGCAGCCUCAUUAGUGAAGGAUCCAUCAGUCUCUAAAUCUAUAGAAAGAAUCUUUAAAAUCUGGGAAGACCGAAAUGUGUACCCUGAGGAAACCAUUUUGGCUCUAAAAGAAGCUUUAAGUACCACUUUCAAAAGUCAGAAGCAGCUGAAAGAAACUCUGAACAAACAACCGAAUAAGCCAUGGAAGAAAUCUCAAACGGCCACAAAUCCAAAGGCUGCCCUGAAGUCUAAGAUUGUUGCAGAAUUCAGACCACAGUCCCUCAUUGAUGAGUUGCUGUUAUAUAAGCGCUCAGAAGACCAGAUAGAAUUGAAAGAGAAGCAGCUUUCCACCAUGAGAGUGGAUGUUUGCAGCACUGAAACACUGAAAUGUUUAAAAGACAAAACAGGAGGAAAAAAGUUCUCUAAGGAAUUUGAAGAAGCAAGUUCAAAGCUUGAAGAAUUUGUAAAUGGUUUGGAUAAACAAGUGAAAAAUGGUCCUUCGCUAACUGAAGCACUUGAGAAUGCUGGUAUAUUUUAUGAAGCGCAGUAUAAGGAAGUCAAAGUGGUUGCAAAUGCUUAUAAAACGUUUGCCAACAGAGUGAGCAAUCUAAAGAAAAAACUAGAUCAAUUGAAAGCAACUCUUCCUGAUCCUGAAGAGUCUCCUGUCCCUUCUCCAAGUAUGGAUGCCCCAUCUCCAACAGGGUCUGAGUCCCCUUUCCAGGGAAUGGGAGAGGAGGAUGACUCUCGGUCUCCAGCAAUAGGAAGCCGCAAGGCUGGAUCUCCAGAACCUGUGACAGAUAAUCGGGAUGUGGAGGACAUGGAACUGUCCGAUGUGGAAGACGACACGUCAAAAAUUAUUGUGGAGGAGAGGAAGGAAAAACAAGUUGUUCCUCCUCCAACACCUGCCAAGACUGAAAGUGUCCCAAAAGUGACACCAUCCACUACCACUGUAGUGGCAAGCACUGUGACCGUGACAACACCUGCUCAGACUCCACCAACUCCUCCCACUCCGAAGGCAGUGAACACCACUCCCCCGUCACCAGCACUUGCGUUGCCAAACCUUGCCAAUGUCGAUCUGGCAAAGAUCAGCUCCAUUCUCAGCAGUUUAACAUCCGUUAUGAAAAAUACAGGGGUCAGCCCCGCAUCAAGACCUUCCCCAGGAACCCCAACAAGCCCAACAACUCUUACCAGUGGCCUGAAGACAUCUGUUGUGGGGACUCCAUCUGCUCCUCCAAAUCCAUUAGCAAACAUCCUCUCCAAAGUUGAAAUAACUCCUGAAAGCAUUUUGUCAGCUCUCUCCAAAACCCAGACCCAAACUGCACCAGCAUUGCAAGGUUUAUCAUCUUUACUUCAAAGUGUUGCUGGAAAUACAGCUCAGUCAAGUGAAACUGCAUCUCAGAGCAGCACUUCAGCAUCACCAGCCAACACGACUGUCCCUUGUGUCAAGGGGAGGAAUAUUCCUUCCAAUACCCAGUCUUAUAUGUCCAAAACUUUUGGUUAUUCUCCAAAUUCUUCUACUGCUGAGGUUUCCUCUACUUCUGUCAAUAAGGCUCCUAUUGGACAUACCCCUGGGCUUCCAAGUUCUAGUUUUAAGCCACCAGCAAAUUCCUUAGGAUUUGCCAGUUCCCAUUCUACCAGUCCUUCCCUUUUACCUACAGAAACUUCAAUGAGUCAGUCCUCUGAGAUUUCAAAGACAAAGCUGGAGUCAGAACCACCUUCUCCAAGCCUGGAAAUGAAGAUACACAAUUUCCUAAAGGGAAACCCUGGCUUCAGUGGUCUAAAUUUGAAUAUUCCAAUUCUAAGCAGUUUAGGGUCCAACAUCACAUCAGAAAGCCAUUCAUCUGACUUUCAGCGUGGUCCUACCAGCACCUCUAUGGAUAAUGUGGAUGGGACACCGGUCCGUGACGAGCGAAGUGGAACACCUACCCAAGACGAGAUGAUGGACAAGCCAACAUCAAGCAAUGUUGAUACCAUGUCUUUAUUAUCCAAGAUCAUAAGUCCUGGGUCUUCUACUCCCAGUAGCACCAGGUCACCUCAGAGCAGAGAUGAUGGCUACUCCCAGGAACUCUCUAAUUCAGUGCCUGCCUAUAGGUCUUAUACUCUAGGCAGGGACUCUCCAGCCAGCAUGUAUAAACAGUCCUCAGAUAGUAUGGAAAUACCUUCUUCUUUAAUGGACUCCUCUCAGGAGAAGUUUUAUCCAGACACAUCUUUUCAGGAGGAUGAAGAUUAUCGUGACUUUGAUUAUUCUGGUCCACCACCGUCUGCCAUGUUGAACCUCGAGAAGAAGCCUGCAAAAUCUAUUUUGAAGUCCAGUAAGCUUUCUGAGGCAUCAGAAUACCAGCCAGUUCUGUCUAGUUACAGUCAAAGAGCCCAAGACUUUAGCGUAAAGUCCUCUUUUCCUCAGUCCAUGAGGUCUAUUCUUGAUCAGGGUGAGAGCUGUGACCCACUGUCAUCUUCUCCGGGAAUGUAUGGAGGUUACGGCCUGAGGGGAAAUGACUCCACAUCCGAUGGCUCCCCUUCACCUAGUAAGAAUGAUGUGUUCUUUGCUCCAGACUCCAAUCAUAAUAACUUGUCAAAAUCUGUGGUACAUUCUGGCUUGUCACAGAAACAGUAUCCAGACUCUUCUCACUCAAUUCCCCACCGAUCACUUUUUUCUUCCCAAAACACUCUCUCAAACCCUGGCAGUAGACCCCCCACGUCAAGUGUGGAGAAAUCUUUAGGUUCUUCCAUUUCUGCUACUUCAACCAUUGAGUUCAAGAACAUGCUUAAAAAUGCAUCCCGCAAGCCCUCGGAGGAAAAACAUUUUAGCCAGGUCCCUAAAGGUAGCUCAAAUGAAGGAGUUAGCUUGUCCAGUCUCGGGCAGACUGGGAUCUCUACAGGAGAGCAGCAACAGCAGGAAGAGCAUUACCGUAUAGAAACUAGGGUGUCAUCAUCUUGCUUAGAUUUGCCUGAUAGCACUGAAGAAAAAGGAGCCCCCAUUGAAACCCUGGGUUACCAUAAUGCGUCCAAUAGGGGGAUGUCAGGAGAGCCAAUUCAGACGGUAGAAUCUAUAAGAGUUCUUGGGAAAGGAAAUAGAGGACAUGGACGAGAGGCCAGUAGAGUAGGCUGGUUUGAGCUGAGCAAUACAGGUAGCGCUUUUGAUAACGGGCCUUCAAGUGCUACCGAGCUGCCCAGCAUGGGCACAGGCAGUGGGAUCUCCAGCUUUCAAACAUCAUACAAAGACCACGUGCCGCAGUUCCAGGAGAGCGUCAACAAUUUCAGAACCAAUAACUUCAGCACCACUUUUGAGCAUCAUCUCCCGCCUCCUAUUGCGCCGCCCCCCAUCGAGCAUGGGACUCCUUUUCCGAGGGAACAAGUCGGCCCGCCCGCUGGGCCCCCGUCUGCUCCUCCCAAGGAUCAUGGAAGCCUUUUUCCUAGGGAUCACUCGGUUCCUUCCCACAUGCCAUCAGUGGAUCACACUAAUCCUUUCUCAAAAGAAACCUCCUCUCCACUUCCCUUGCCUCAUGGGGUCCCCCCUCCUUCUUCUGUGGAACAUAGUGGGGUUCCAUUUCCCACUCCUCCUCCUGCCCCCACUGUUCCCGUGGAACACACUGGCGUCCCAUUCGCCACUCCACCACCGUCAGGGGAACACAGCAGUGUCCCAUUCCCUGCCCCCACCCUCCCCGUGGAACACGGUGGCGUCACCUUUCCCAAGGAUCACGGUACUAUUCAUCAGGGGACGAUGAAAGAGCAUUUUAAUGUGCAUUCAGGACCAAGGGACCACGUGGCCUCAUCUCAGCGAGACCACAGCGGUCCAUCUCUUGGUCGGGUUCGAGAAAGCGUAGGCCUAACCUCCAUCUCGAGAGAGCAGCUCGGGGCACCCCGUAGCAUUGCUCCCAUCGGCCCAGCUCACAGAGACAACGUAAACCGAAGCGGCAUAAUAGCUAGGAAUCCGCGACCAGACCUUAGGCCUAGGGAACCUUUCAUUAACAGAGACCCAUUUCACAGCUUAAAGAGGCCUCGGCCACCUUUUGGAAGGGGCUCUCCAUUCUUUGCACCAAAACGCCCGUUCUUUCCUCCCAGGUACUGAAAAAAGACACGUGUCUCUAAGCAAAGGCAUUUUGGACGUUCUAGAGAGCAGUGGAAGUAGCCCUUUCACUUUUGUGGGUUUGUUUUUUUCUUUUUGUUGUUUGUUUUUUGGGUUUUUUCCUCCCCCUCCUUAGCGAGCCCCGUAACAUUUUUCUAAAUUAAAUGUUCUGUAUCUUUGGUUGUUUAUUUUUUAAGCCAUCCAGUUGGCAUAAGUAUAGAAAAAUGUUUUAACAAAAAAGAAAAAAAAAAUUCCGCAGAGUAUUGCCAUUGAAAUAAAACUUCCAGUAGUAGUAAAACGUGAUGAAAUGUGCGAUGUUGGGAUGUUAUUUUAGCUGGUUACCAAGUUGUUUCACUUCACGAGUCCUCUGAAGGCCUGUCAAAAAAAGGGAGGUGGGGAAAGGUAUUCUGAUCAAGGAAGAAUCAAGGGUCCAAGCAGUCUCCCUGGUGGUAGAAAUAUUAACCCUUCCUAUGCCUUUUUAGAUAAACCAGUCAGUUUCUUUGUUGACAUCUGCUCAGUCAGUCCCUUCUGACGAAGUCUUGGGCAUGUUCUUGCUGCUGAUCCAUUUCCAGACCGCCAACAGGAAUGGGGAGGGUAGGCGACUAACACGUACAGUUUUUCAGCCCUUUUGUUUGCGUUUCUGCCUGUCUUCAAAUACAACAGGAGAAAAGUCUGCUUUUCCUGGUUGCCACUGACCAGCUUUUUUCAUGGUCGGGGUUGUAAAGUACUUCCUCCUUCACUGGUUUUCAGAAAACAGUCUGGACCACUAUCUCCAUCGUAGCUUCCAGCUUCAGAAUACUAAUACUCCAGUGUCUGCUUCAUAGGAACAGCAUAAUGCAGUUACAACAAGCAGAUAAAGGGUGUUGGGGGGAGGGGGGAGUUGAUGGUAAAGCCUAGAUAUAUGCAUACACCUUUCAUACGUAGACUGUUUGUUCAAAAUGUGUCUGCACACGUGUGCAGGUUGCAUCGGCUGUCUUUUUUUUUUCUUGUCCUCAUGCCAUAGAGCCCAGCCUGGUAAGCUGUAUUGACCUGUUUUCCUGGGAACAGUGUUGACUUCUAUUAUCCACUUCACUUUUUAAUCACGUCUUUUCUUGCGCAUUGUCCAAAGUACCUAGCAAGGUGUGAGAGGGCCUGCGUGUGGCAAAAUGGAAACCAUACUAAAUCUCCUUCCCUCUGUGCUUUCAUAAACUCUCACUUCUGCAUUUGAGGUUUUUUUGUAUGAAAUUGGAAUUCUUUUACUUGAUUUUUUUUUUUUAAGCGAGUAGAAUGCAUCAUAUUUGUGUCUUGAUAAGAGUUUGGGGUAAAAAUAUCUAUAUAAAAGAGCUACAACAUAAGAAAAUGGGCAGACCAUUUAUUUUAUAUUGUGUGUGCUUGGGCUGUGUUUUAUUUAAUAUAUUCCAGUGUUCGAUUAGAUCUGUAUACACUAGUCAGUGAAUUGAAGGUUGCAAGGCUGUGUGAUUGAACUACCUGUGACUGAACUACCCUGAUAUAAUGCUGUUCUAGUGCCAAUGUGUAAAAACACCCCUCUUCUCACAGUUUUCUCAUCUUAAGACAAAAAUGGCAUUGUUUAAUUUUGCAGUCUCCAGCAGACAGCGCUGUUGCUGUUUCCUCGAAGGGAAGUGUGCGUAGGCAGUCUUACAGAACGGUGGGUCUAGUUCUAUAGACUGUUUUGCCAACUGAUUAGACUCUGAAAAAUGUAAGUGCGUGUAGAAUUUAUGCAUAGAUUGGAUUUGAUGGCUUCGUGGUGCAUUUAACUGUACCAGUUCCUUUUAUUCAUUACCUUUGAGCUCCUUUCAGUGAUGCUUUCAUAGGGUUAUUCAGUGGCAAAGACCCAUCAGUGCUGAAGGAAGCUCAAGUAAAUUUAAAGAAAAUAUUUGUAAAGUUAAAAAAAAUGAAUCUGUUGGAUGCAUUUAAAAAAAAAAAAAAAAAACUCUGGAAAGUCCUGGAGUGUGUAUUUAUCCAGUGACAUGAAGUAAGAUAUUUAUAGCUGAGUUUCCGAUAUCCUCACUCGGAACAUACGAUCCUAUUUCUCAUUCGUAAGAAUAGAGUUGUUCAUCCAAAAAUCAGUGCAAGAUGAAAGAAUGCCUAAGCCAGCUUUCAUUCCCAGCCAUACAUUUAAAAGGCAGGAUUUCUGCCACAUGGCUGUUUUUAAUGUCUAAUGUUAGAGACAAAUCUUUAGCAAGAAAACCAAAAAUAUUUCACUGACUUCUUAGGUCUGUUGGAAAUGGUGCAUAACUCAGCCCUGCUUCUUUGCUCUUACUGAGACAUUUUAAACAAGGCUUUCAAUCAGUCCCAGCCUGGCAUCCCAUUUGCCUCAGAUAUCAGACUACACAAUCCUGUUGCUUUACUGUCUUGGCUCAAAGGGACUGUUUCAGAGUAUUUGCGACUCCAGGACGCUUUGUUGGAGGGGGAAUGGAGAGGGUGAGAGGACUCAGGAGGUUCUAAUGCAAGAAUGAAACCAAUAUUAUCUCAAACAAGUUUUCCCUCUAGAAUAAAAGAAUGUGAAUAAUUAUUUCUGCUGCUCUUGCUUUUAAAAUGGUGGAUUUCAAAGAAAAGAAUUAAAAUCAGAUGCAUGUCAUACCACCUAUGUGCCACUCUCACAGUGCCCUCUGGUAUGGAGAGUGGUUUUUGUGCUUUCCAAGCUGGGUUGAGGACAACUCAAAGUAAAUGGACUGAUGAUUUAAAAAGAAAAGAAGGAAACCUUACUGUAAAAAGAGGGGGGUGGGGGGGAUAUUUUAAUGGUGAAAUCUCCAUAGGGGUUUUUUUUCUGUUUAGAGUUUUUUUUUCAUUUUAUUCUCUGUGCUGUUACUUUAAAUGAAACGUCUACAGUAACUGAAGACACAAGUGUACAUAUGUAAAAACCACACAACUUUGUUCCUGGACAUGAAGGCAUUUUUUCCCUGUGUCUGUGACUUCAGAUCCCUAAACAUGCUUUAACUUUUUGUAUUUCAUCUUGAGAGAGAGAGAAAAACACAUUUUUUAAAAAUAAAGCAUGAAACAGCGUGUCUCAUGAAGCACAUAACUUCAUAAAGAGGAAAAUAGUCAAAUGGCAGACAGCCUUCAAUGUUCACCUUAGCUGUUGUAGAAUCACAGUUGAGCUUAAGUAUUACUCUGGUAAAACUUUGCAGUCACUAGAAAAUUAACUUACUAGAAGUUACAGACACUUAGAAAUGAACCCUCUUUUAUAUAAGACCAGUGUAAUACAAAUGCUCUCUCAUCAGACAUAUAUGAUAUGUACCAUUUUAGAGUACUUCUGUCCCCUCCGACAUGUAGCAAACGUACCGAACUCUGGAGAAAUUCCAGACACGCUGGUAUGGUUGGCAUAUCAAAGGGGACGUUCUGCAACUGUGGCUGACUGUGAUCUAAACACAUUUAGAGAUUCUAAAGUUUUGUUCAGGUCUGAAACACCUGUUUAGAUAAUGUGAAUAAUGCUAAUUUUUUUUUUUUUUAAGAAACCUGCAGAAUAAAUUAUCAUAUUCUGAAGUGGAUGAUUCACACAUAAGCUGCAGUGCUGUUGUUUCAAAACCGCUGUAAAUAUUGACUGCUUUUUUGUGCCUGUUAAGAUAACUUGGAAAUGUUGGAUUGAUAUUCUCAAGUGUUCCGUGUGGAGAAAAGAAACUUGCAUUAGAGGAAGUGACAAUAAAACUGCAGAUCAUUUUGAAAUGUGUAUUAAUACAUUUAAUAAAAUAACUAGUUCUAA